AUACGACCUGAGAUUUCUCACUGUACUGUUUCAGGGCGGGGAACAUUUUAAUCAGCCAGUUCCAGUUUGCUCUACCAGCCAGGCGAGUUACAGUCCAAACAGCACAAUACUAGGCUUACUGGAGCAACUUAUCUUCUUCUGAUAUAAUUUGCUCCUGUGCCUGUACUGUCACCACCAUGUUUUUGGCUAAACAGCUCAUAGGAGGCAUUCUGGAUGUUGUGAGCAAUAUCGAUCCUUCCCAGUUUACUCCUUCUGCUCCACCUCCUCCCAGAAGACCCGUAACAACUGUUCAGGCUGCAGCAAAUGAGAGUGACGAGGACAGGCAAUUUCGCAAAGUUUUCCAGCAGCUCGCUGGAGAUGACAUGGAAGUAAGCCCUAACGAGCUGAUGAAUAUUCUCAAUAAGAUUCUGACCAAACAUGCUGACCUAAAGACUGAUGGUUUCUCAAUUGAGUCUUGCAGGAGUAUGGUGGCAGUAAUGGAUAGCGACAGCUCUGGAAAGUUGGGCUUUACGGAAUUCAAAUACCUGUGGAACAAUAUCAAGAGAUGGCAGGGCAUCUAUAAGACAUAUGAUGCAGAUCGCUCUGGGACGAUUGGGGCCAGUGAGCUGCCCGCUGCUUUCAGAGCAGCAGGGUUUCCUCUAAGUGAUCAGCUCUUCCAGAUGAUCAUUCGCAGAUACAGCGAUGAAAACGGCAACAUGGACUUUGACAAUUAUAUUGGGUGCCUGGUGCGACUGGAUGCAAUGUGCCGUGCUUUUAAGACGCUUGACAAGGACAAUAGUGGUACUGUCAAAGUUAACAUUAAGGAGUGGCUGCAGUUGACUAUGUACUCUUAAAGCAAAAAGAAUCUCCAUCAUCUCACUUCAGCAUUCUUGAACUCUUGACUACAAUAAGUUGGAUCCAGUUUUUAUUUUUUGAAUCAUUGCAUUGCAUUUUCUGCAGCUUGUAUUAAACCAAUAAAACUGUGUAUUUAAAAAA
This is a messenger RNA of Pangasianodon hypophthalmus (striped catfish), 975 nucleotides long. RefSeq names its product calpain, small subunit 1 b (gene capns1b). The transcript has 11 exons. NCBI's taxonomy places the organism in Eukaryota, Metazoa, Chordata, Actinopteri, Siluriformes, Pangasiidae. Bases 177 to 833 code for a protein of 218 amino acids. Gene Ontology annotation, molecular function: calcium ion binding. The record is from RefSeq and is a predicted model, not a curated record.